This is a messenger RNA of Globicephala melas (long-finned pilot whale), 527 nucleotides long. Its product is annotated as translation machinery-associated protein 7-like. NCBI's taxonomy places the organism in Eukaryota, Metazoa, Chordata, Mammalia, Artiodactyla, Delphinidae. The record is from RefSeq and is a predicted model, not a curated record.
ACAAAAUCUUCCAAAAGCAGGGGAGAGAAAAAUGGUCCAUAUCUUUUCAUUAUAUUUUGCAGUAUUUGUUCUAAUCUGAAUCUAGUCUUGUACUUCCUACCUUAAAAAAAUAUGGUGGGAUUUAGUCCAUCAAACUUAAUAACUAGACAUUAUUAACUGUGGGGCUAAAUUCGUCUAUUUUCUAAAAAUGUUUUUGUGUGAAUAGCCGACGUCUCUGUGUUAAAAUACCAUGACAGCCGCAUCCGGUGGCAGGGUCUGGGGAAGGGGCGGCAGGUGCCAUGUCGGGCCGCAAAGGUGGCAAGAAGAAGCCCCUGAAGCAGCCCAAGAAGCAUGCCAAGGAGAUGGACGAGGAAGAUAAGACAUUCAAGCAGAAACAGAAGGAGGAGCAAAAGAAACUUCAGGAGCUAAAAGCGAAGGCCGCUGGGAAAGGCCCCCUGGCCACAGGAGGAAUUAAGAAAUCUGGCAAAAACUAAGCUGUUCCUUGUGCCUGAGGCAAUGAUGAUCCUUAGUUCCAUUCCUGUUUAAAC